AUUUCACCAUGCUUACACUGAUUGCCAUUACAAUAUUCGAAUAGACUCCGGGAAAGUUUAUAUACUAAACUACCGAAUAUAUUUUUGAAUCAAAGAUGCUAUCAAGACGGAUUUUAAUUCAGAAUCGGUUAAAUAUAGUAUUCACCAUAAAAAGAUGUGUGCCACUAGUAAAAUAUUGUACAAAAACCAAUGAGAAUGACGAAAAUCGUCCAAAAACAAUUACCGAAAAAUUUGAUGAAGCAAUAAAAAAGAUAGAAGGCUUACGGGCUGCAGCAAAAGCCACUAAAGGAGAAAAAAACAGGGCAAAAGCCACAAACGGAAAGAGUAAACUAUUGAAACCGGUCGAUGGAUAUACGCCACGAUUCAAAUACAAUGGUUAUGUGAAAAAAUCUCAAUGGAUAUACUUCGAUGAUGACCAUAACGAGAAAGUGCCCGAAACUGAAGAACAGUUUAAUUAUGGCAUGCGAAAAAAGCAUAAAUAUUGUCUUCUAUUGGCAUUUGCCGGUGGAAAUUAUUAUGGAAUGCAAUACAAUGUAUCAACACAUACAAUUGAAGAUGAAUUACUCAAAUCAAUGGUAAAAAAUCGUUGGAUUUUACAAGAGCACCUUGAUAGACCACAUUUAUUUGAUUUUCAACGUGGUUCAAGAACAGAUCGUGGGGUUUCCGCGUGUCGUAUGAAUGUUUCGGCUGUUUUGCCAAUUGAUGUGAGUAUUGAAGAUUUGAAUCGUGAUUUGCCAUCGGAUAUUCGGGUAUUUGGAAUGAAACGUACAACACCAACAUUCGAUGCUCGGCAUAAUUGUACGGCUAGGACUUAUUCAUAUACAAUGCCAACGAUUGCAUUUUCACAUUACAAUGAUCAAACUGAAAUGAAAGACUAUCGAAUCACGGCCGAUAGAUUACUACGUGCCAACGAAAUAUUUGGAAUGUUCAAAGGCUAUACAAAUUUUCACAAUUAUACAAUGAAAAAGCAGUAUUUCGAUCGAUCGUCAUCACGACGCAUUGAAGAGAUUGGCUGUGGUGAACCAUUCAUUGAAGGUGACAUUGAAUUUAUUCGAAUGACGGUGAAGGGGCAAAGUUUUAUGUUGCAUCAAAUUCGAAAAAUGGUCGGUUUUACGCUGGCCGUAAUCCGUGGUGUAGUAGGCGAUGAUAUGUUAAAGAGGUCAUUGACCAAAGAAGUGUUUCACACACCGACUGCUCCUGGUCUGGGUUUGAUGCUUGAACGUUUACAUUUCUCCAAAUAUGCACGCCUAUUUAAAGAUCAUGAUCCAUUAACUUUCGACGAAUUCGACAAUGAUGUUGAAGAGUUUCGUCGAAACUAUAUACAUCCCUUCAUUAUUGAAACAGAAAUUAAGGAAAAUUCAAUGGUAAAUUGGCUUGAAUAUCUGUGUAUACAUAGCUUUAGUGCUGAAUCACGAGAAAGAGAAGAAAACCGAAAAAUGAGGAACGAUCCAGAGUUCGACGAUGAAUGGGGUGAAGAUCCUGAAUUUUUAGAAAAAUUAAAAAAACGCUUGGAAGAAUAAAUUUUAUUGUAAAUUUAAUAAUAAAUGUAGUUGAAAAGCAAAAAGAAA
Messenger RNA from Contarinia nasturtii (swede midge), 1568 nucleotides. Its product is annotated as tRNA pseudouridine synthase A-like. The transcript is spliced from 3 exons. Lineage: Eukaryota; Metazoa; Arthropoda; Insecta; Diptera; Cecidomyiidae. Gene Ontology annotation, biological process: mRNA pseudouridine synthesis; tRNA pseudouridine synthesis. The record is from RefSeq and is a predicted model, not a curated record. Gene Ontology annotation, molecular function: RNA binding; pseudouridine synthase activity. Gene Ontology annotation, cellular component: nucleus. The coding region runs from base 96 to 1520 and encodes 474 amino acids.